CAAACCCGAAGAAACAGAGCAAGAAUCUAUUCACGCACAAAAAACGUAAAAACAAAAUCUAUCUAUGUCUCUCUUUUUCCUAAAAUUAAGAAACCAAACAGCAGAGAAAUUAUAGGCCAGGUUAAGAUUUUGCAAAGACCAACAAUUUUUUUUUUCAUUUUUCUGUUCGAUUAAAACACGAAAAUCAAACAAACUCUGUUUCUAAAGCUUUCAUCGAGCUGGCAAUUCUGUUCUGUUACGACAGAACUUGCGCAGUUCGAACAUUAUUCCAAUGUCGGAACAAAAAACAUCCUCUGUUAUUAUUGUUCUUUCUCAAAACCCUGUUUUAUUGAUUUUCUUUACUUAACAAAAACAAAACAUUUUCACUCUCUUUCUCAGAAUUUUCUCGCAAACAUUGCGAGAAAAAUUGAUAUGGCUGAAAUUCAAAAAAAAAACAAAAAAAAACGUCCUUCAUCUCCAUUUCCAAUUCUCAAAGAUCCCAAUAAACAAUUAAACAGGUCAAAUCAUGGCAAAGAAUCAGCUCCAUCGCCUGAAUCCGAUCCUCCAACAAGUUCACCAUCAGACUCCACGCUGCCGCCGCCUCGGCCGAAGUCACCUUUGAAGCCUGAAGUUUUACCGCCAUCAGAACCACCUUCACUGCCACCACCAUCACCAACACCAACACCAUCACCAUCACCAUCACCACCGCCACCAUCCUCACCACCACCUCCAAAAUCUUCACCGCCGCCUCCUUCAGAAUCCCCACCGCCACCUUCUCCUCCAGCACCACAAUUAUCACCUCCGCCUGUGCACAAUUCAAACUCUUCAACAUCUCCUCCUCGUUUAUCACAUAAACCACCACCUCCCUCGCCUCCUGAGAGGCCUUCUUCAUCAUCCUCAUCAUCUUCUUCAUCUCCUCCACGGAAUGAUUCUCCACGUCAACCUAUGCUUGCAAAGUCAAGAGAUUCUCAAUCCCAUGUAUCCUCGCCGGCCGAAAUAGUUGGUUAUACCCUCACCGGAGUUUUGGUUGUCGCCUUAGUUGUCUUAGCGGUUUUUUUCACGUUUAAGAAGAAGAAAACGAAAGGGGAUACCUAUGGUGGAGCCUUUAUGCCACCCCCUGGUACUAGCUUUCAGGUUAAAUCAGGUGCUGAUGGACUUUACUAUGUAAAGCAACCUAACGGCAACGGGAACGCUGGAGUAAACGGCAAGAAGCAUAUAAGUCGAGGUUCCGUGGAAUCUGUACAGCCCCUAAGUGCUCAAGUAGUUUUUAGUUAUGACACGGUAAAAGAAAUAACCAAUGCAUUUUCUAGUCAGAAUGUGAUAGGGGAAGGAGGAUUUGGGUGUGUUUACAAGGGUUGGCUGCCGGACGGAAAAGAAGUGGCGGUCAAGCAGCUUAAGGUUGGUAGUGGGCAGGGAGAUAGGGAAUUCAGGGCUGAAGUGGAGAUCAUUAGCCGUGUUCAUCAUCGACAUUUGGUAUCAUUGGUUGGUUAUUGCAUAGCUGAGCAGCAAAGAGUACUUAUAUAUGAGUUCGUUCCUAAUGGAAAUCUUCAUCAUCACUUGCAUGGAAGUGGAAUGCCAGUGUUGGAUUGGGCCAAAAGGCUAAAGAUAGCCAUUGGUGCUGCAAAGGGUCUGGCAUAUCUGCAUGAGGACUGCAGCCAAAAGAUAAUUCACAGAGAUAUUAAAUCACCCAACAUACUUCUGGAUGAUGCUUUUGAGGCACAGGUUGCAGACUUUGGGCUUGCAAGGCUAACAGAUGCUUCCAAUACCCAUGUAUCAACUAGGGUUAUGGGUACCUUUGGGUACAUGGCUCCAGAAUAUGCAACAAGUGGAAAAUUAACUGAUAAAUCAGAUGUUUUCUCAUUCGGGGUUGUCCUCCUUGAGCUUGUAACCGGAAGGAAACCGAUCGAUGAAACGCAACCGUUGGGAGAUGAGAGUUUAGUUGAGUGGGCUCGUCCACUACUCAUCCACGCCUUUAUGACGCGCGAGUUUGGCGAACUAGUAGAUCCGAGACUAGAAAACAACUACGUAGAGAGUGAAAUGUUCGGAAUGAUAGAAGCAGCUGCAGCAUGUGUUCGCCACUCAGCUCCUAAACGGCCUCGUAUGUCUCAGGUGGUAAGAGCUUUAGACAACGGAGACGACAUAUCUGAUUUAUCAAACGGGGUGAAAUACGGUGAGAGCACUGUCUAUGAUUCUGGCCAGUAUGACAAAGACAUCAUGCUGUUCAGGAGAAUGGGCAAUGCAAGCUACGGUGAUUCUGAUUUUGAUAAAUACAGCGGAGAAGUAGUAAAUUCAAAAGAGAAUCCGAGAUUACAGCAUUCAUGGAUGCAUAGUAGUUCGAGUACGGAGUCAGAAUCAAGAGCUUUCAAUAAGAAUGAAGCCGGUAAUGAAUGAUCACAAAAAAAGAAACACAUAAUUUGGUUUUACAGGGAGUGAGACUUUAAGCUAUAAUCGAUCUUCUAUAUAAAAAAGCGUUAUUGAAAACUCUUUUCUCCCUCCGAUUUUUGUUUUCCCCUUUCUUUUUUUAAAACCGGGGUGUUGGCAGCUUGUAAAAAGAUAAGUUUUGUUGAGGUUACUUCUUAACCAUUGUUCAUAGAUAUUUCUUGCAGAUGUUGAAUUCAGAAUAUUGGAAUUAUACAUAGAUCAAAAUAUAAGUAUAUGUACAUUCUUGCGGUAGUCUGUAUAUUAGGCCUCUAAUACAAGAUACAAAAGAAUUCA
This is a messenger RNA of Lathyrus oleraceus (garden pea), 2694 nucleotides long. Its product is annotated as proline-rich receptor-like protein kinase PERK13. Gene Ontology annotation, biological process: protein phosphorylation. The record is from RefSeq and is a predicted model, not a curated record. Gene Ontology annotation, molecular function: ATP binding; protein kinase activity. The transcript has 6 exons. Lineage: Eukaryota; Viridiplantae; Streptophyta; Magnoliopsida; Fabales; Fabaceae. Bases 412 to 2370 code for a protein of 652 amino acids.